AUGAUGACCCCAGACGCUCCAUUGCCCGCGGGUACCCUUUCGCGACCACUGGGUAACUUGGAAAUCUUCUUCAAAAAGCUCGCAGAUUUAGGUGCGCCCCUUCAACAUGAACAUUGGGCUGUCCAUCUGGCAUUGCGUCUCGACGUUGAAGUCGCAGAUCCGGAAGCGCACCUACGAAAGGCCUGGCAGAUCGUUGCCCAUCAACACCCCGCCAUUCGUUCCACCGUCAGCCCUGCUCGUAAAGAUGACGACGCAAAACCUUCGAAUGAUUUAUAUGUCGUGACGCCUUUUGACGCGGAAAGCUGGAUGAAGGAGACGUUUCGGGUGGAACGAGACCAUGAAGAUGCCAACGCGCUCUUUGCCACGCUUCGUCCAUCCGCUUUCACCAUGUGCUAUUGGCUACCGAGGUCUUCUGAGCUCGUCAUCCGAUCCUCUCACUGGCGUCUGGAUGGGAUUGGCGUACUCGGGAUCAGUUCAAUUUUCUUGAGCGCCUUCGCAGAAGUCUUGCAACACGGACCAGAUCAUGCUUUUCCCUUUUCCGGGGGUCUUCGGGGUCUCCUCGCCACGCCCACCCCGCUACCACAAAAUGUGGAAUUGCUUGCGACGAAGAAGACGAAGACGGAUCCGCAAAUACUGGACGUGGGUGCCGAUGCUCUCAUGGCCGAAUUCUUCAAGGGCGUUCCGAGCAUUGGUCUACCCACAACACCACAUUCGGAACAAGCUCUUCCCGGCUCCAGUGCGCGCGCUGAGGUGAUUCUCAAUGCUCGUCAGACGACCCAGGUCAUCAAUUCUCGUCGAGACCACGGAUUCAGCUUUACCGGCGCCGUGCAUGCUGCCAUCGUACGAGUGACGGCUGCCUUUCCUCAGCAUCCGCUCUCCAAAGCAUACGCUGCCUUCUUCCCCGUGGACCUACGCAAGUCCAUCACCGCCGUCACGUCUCUGCCUCACCAGGAGCUACUCUUUGGACUUUACUUUUCCGGACUCCCUAUAUGCCUGGAAAAUGCUGCUGCCAAGGGAUUUCAAGAGCUGGCCCGAGAAAUGACGACGGUGUAUAAUCGAGACCUGGAGGACUUCUGGAAGACUCCCAGUGGCGAAUCAGUUAGCAUGCUUCAGUUGGCAGAGCCAUAUUUAACGAGAACAACAGCUCUCUUUACGGCUCCUGUGCCACAGGAUUUUCCACCAACCCAAACUCCUGAUCUAAGCGGUCUCGGGAAAGUGGGACAACACUUGCAAAGUGAAUACCAAGCUAGUCCCGAGGCCCCGAAAAUCAAGGUAACUAGUAUGUGGCUGGCUACCGAGAUGCUCAACAGAAGUGUUCAGUUUCAUGUGUGGAGCUGGAAAGAAAAUUUACAUGUUGGUGCCUCUUUCAACCAGAGCUUUUAUGAGAAACCCUUCGUGGAAGACGUUCUAAAAAAAGUCGUAAGAGAACUUCUCGGUGGAUUGGGGAUUGAUGAAUGA
Messenger RNA from Hymenoscyphus albidus, 1458 nucleotides. The record is from the annotation of a GenBank genome assembly. Lineage: Eukaryota; Fungi; Ascomycota; Leotiomycetes; Helotiales; Helotiaceae.